Cricetulus griseus (Chinese hamster) is the source of this 1277-nucleotide messenger RNA. The record is from RefSeq and is a predicted model, not a curated record. NCBI's taxonomy places the organism in Eukaryota, Metazoa, Chordata, Mammalia, Rodentia, Cricetidae.
CGGGUCUGGCUGCGCAUGCUCAGUGCGAACCCGUUCCUGUCCCGUUUGCAGGCUGCGCCAUGGACUUCGGUAGGGCUCGGCGAGCGGUGCUUCAGCUGCUCGGCGCUACGGCUCCAGCAGAUGUCCCGGCACUGCUCCACUGGAUGAGAACUACCCAUAUGUGGGAGGAGAGUGUUACAUGCAUUUGAGUUUGGGCCCUGGUAGAAGUUCAAGGCUUGGAGCCUAGAGGUGUGGGAACUGAACUUGGAUCCAUGCAAGAACAAUAUAUGCUCUUAACCACUGAGCCAUCUUUCCAUCCACUGGGGAUUUUGAUGAAUUCACUCAAGAUAAUAAUGACAUUAUGUUGAAAAACAUAGCCGAUGACCUUCGGAGCUGUUUGCCCCAAGAGGCUGUGCUUUGCUCGGAACAGCUAGCCCUUCAAAAAAUACGACAGCAGCCAGAACCCACAGUUCACGUUGAUGCAUUCCUUUAUGAUGAAGACGUUAUUGAUUCAUUGUGUGAGGAGGGAAAAAUGAGCAGAAACUACUGCACUGCGUGUGGCUCACACCAAACAGCACCUUUGGGAUUUAUUUCUCAUUCCUUCUCACUCGAGGAGUUGAAGUUCAUUUAUCAGCAUGUACUCCCCGAUCUGUCGGGAAAGGUCUUGGUUGACAUUGGCUCCAGACUUGGCACAGUCCUUUAUGCGGGUUACCUUUACAGCUCGGCAGUGCAGCUCUAUGGAGUAGAGCUUAAUGGAGAAUUUUGCCAAUUGCAGGAAAUGGUCAUAAAAAAAUACCAGUUCGGUGACAGAAUAAAGGUGCUUCAUGCAGACAUCUGUACCCAAGGUUCACUUCUGCAAAGUGCUGAUGUCAUUGUAAUGAAUAAUGUCUUCGAAUAUUUCCUUACUGAGCCUCAACAGGCAAGUGCCUGGGACUACAUCAUCCAUAAUGUAAGAAAACAAGGAUCACUAUUACUCACAGUUCCAAGUCUCCAAGAUUCUCUCUUAGGUCUUGAGACUAAUAUGCAGCUGUCCUCCUGGGUGGAAGAGAUACCAUUGAACUUUGAUGUGUAUCCACAGAGGGACAUGGACAGAGAAACUCUUGAACAAAUUCAUUUAUAUAAGGUUCUCUAGCACUGAAGUAACCCUCUCUAGUGUAAUAUGUUAGUCCCUGUGCUUUGUAGAUUGCCUUGCAAGUUCUACAUGAUUAUAUACCUGUAAAUAGUUGAAUAUGAUUAUUCAUAUACAGUAGUUGGGGCUAUAAAUAAACUGUAAAGAUGAUUAAAAUAUUUGUCUUAAA